This is a messenger RNA of Nymphaea colorata (pocket water lily), 3124 nucleotides long. RefSeq names its product serine/threonine-protein kinase MPS1. Bases 270 to 3062 code for a protein of 930 amino acids. The record is from RefSeq and is a predicted model, not a curated record. Gene Ontology annotation, molecular function: protein serine/threonine/tyrosine kinase activity; ATP binding; protein serine/threonine kinase activity. Gene Ontology annotation, cellular component: nucleus; spindle; kinetochore. The transcript is spliced from 6 exons. NCBI's taxonomy places the organism in Eukaryota, Viridiplantae, Streptophyta, Magnoliopsida, Nymphaeales, Nymphaeaceae. Gene Ontology annotation, biological process: chromosome segregation; meiotic spindle assembly checkpoint signaling; protein localization to kinetochore.
ACCCGUUUGAAAACUUCCCUUUCCCUCUCUUCCUCUCCGUUUCCCCCUCCCUCUCGUUCUCUCGGAGCCUCCAUGGCGGAGUGGCUCGUCAGCGUCUUUCUCUUCUUCUUGGUGGUGCCCUCGAGUAUGUGGUAGCCAAUUUUUAACUCUCUGAACAACGGCGCGGUGUUUCUCGACCCUUCUCAGCUUGUCGCCCCCUUCUUCCUUCCGGUCUCGUCAUCGGCUACACGUGUUAGCGAUGCCGUUAGGGUUCAGGGUUUGCGUCCGCAAUGGAGAAGGAAGCUGACCUUCGGCCGUCGCAGCCGGUUGGUGAGAGGAAGCUCCCUCCUUUCUCGGAUAGCCGGGGCAGUGCUGCCCCACCGGUGAAGAUCAAGGAUUUCCUUCUACAUGCUCGGGCGGCCUUGCAGCGCUCGCAGCAGCCUGUAGGCCCAUCAGCUUCUAUUUCUGGACGAGCUAGACGAGUUUUGGUUGCUCAAGCCGAUCCAUUGAAGGAUUGUUCUGUGAGCGUUGAAAGUAGCGUUAACAGUGACGUGGGCAACAUAAGCGAUUCUUUAUACAAUUUUGUGUCAGAGAAACCAUGGACGGAUUUGGCUUCUGGAACUGGUAUGAAUCUUACAUCCAUGGUACAGGAAACAAAAAUUGAUUGCAGGAAGAGAAAGGGAGAUUCAAAGGUAUCGUCACCCGAUGAUACCUUGUUUAGUUCAGCAAGCAAUAUGAAGGAUCUAAGCAGCGAGAUUGGAAAUAUGGGUGGGAUCGGCUCCAGUGAACAAUAUCCAUGGCUUCCGCAACCAGUGCCAAACGCUCGUAACUCUGUUGAUGAAGGGAGUAGGUUGAUGAAUAUCUACGCUAGUGUUAGCAAGGAUUUGCAGGUGUGUCCAUCUCAUGGAGCAGUCGCACGAGAGGUUUUUGUAACUUCACAUCCAAGCGAACAGCCUUGCAAAUCAUUGUUAGCUGAUACCUCACAAAAGGUUUUGUCAUCUUCAUCUGUUAGUGUGAAUCCUUAUGCUUAUUCUUGUGAAAAACAGCAUCCUGGCCUAUCUAAUAGCUUGUUGAUGCCUACAAUCGAGGCUAAAGUUGACGCUAUGGAUACAGUUGCCUCCACAAGUCGAUCGAAUCCACAGUGGGCAGACUCGAAAAUAGCCACUAGCACUGGAACGGAUGGCUUGUCAUCAUACUUCACAUCUCUUGCAUUCACGAAGAAUGAUAACAAUGAAAGUCAGCCAAAGCAACCUGCAUUUGAAAAUCAGGAUAUAAAGGAGUGUGGGGACAUGAUUGUGCAUAGGACUGCUUCAAAAGAGGUCUAUAUGGGUACUAUAGGGUCUUCAGCAAAACUGAAUGCAGACAUAUUAAAUCAGAAGCUUAUAUCAUUUGCUGGGAAGGAAGCAAUUAAUUCAUUGACGGUGUCUUCAGCUGCAACCUCUCUUCAGUGGACUUCUGCAGCUCCUUUAAAUUCCGUAACAUACAAUCCAUCUUUCUAUGAUGACAUCAAUUUCAAGGUCGAAGGCCAACCACAAGAGAAGUCUGAUGGAAAUGUGAAAGCCAAAAACGAGCCGACUGAGGUGCCUCACUUUGACAAGUUGAACCUUUUGUCAAAUUCUUCAUCACGGCCUGUAUCCAACUCUUUGGCUCCAGAGAGAGCAGAAUCAAUGCAAAUGUCAUUAUCUUCUAUCCCACAUACUUCAUCAACAGUUCAAGAUCAGGGCCCUUUAGAGCAGUUGUACCAGUCUAAAAAGGAGACUAUCCGUCCAUCUUAUGGGUGUCCAAACCAUCAGAAUCCCAAAGCUAAACAGGAUCUAGGUAUCGGAAAAGAGGUUUCAGACUCUGAUAAUGCUGUUAUAAAUGGUGACAUGAAAUCCAAGCCUUCAAAAACAAGCUCUUCUUCAAAUAUCAACACUGAACAUUCUAAUGUAGUCAAUGCAGGAAAAGUUACUAGUAGCAAAGAAACAGGUGUUUCACGUAAACGAAAUUAUGAUCCUGAUGUGUUCUUUAAGGUCAAUGGAAAACAUUAUCAAAAACUUGGAAAGAUAGGGAGUGGUGGCAGCAGUGAGGUCUACAAAGUCAUAUCCUCUGAUUGUACCAUUUAUGCUCUCAAAAAGAUCAAACUAAAGGGUCGUGAUUAUUCUACAGCCUAUGGAUUUUGUCAGGAAAUCAAGUAUUUGAAUCGUCUUCGAGGAAAAAAGAAUAUCAUACAACUCAUUGACUAUGAGGUCACUGAUAAACGGCUGCUAGAAGAGGCCAAUAAUGUCUCAACCACUAUGAAGGAUGGAAGAAUAACUGAUGAUGUUUGCAUUUAUAUGGUACUUGAAUAUGGAGAAAUUGAUUUGGCACACAUGCUGUCUCAAAAGUGGAAAGAAUUCAAAGAAACAGAUAGACCCAACAUGCAAAUGGAUGAGAAUUGGCUCCGCUUCUAUUGGCAGCAAAUACUCGAGGCUGUGAAUACAAUACAUGAAGAUCGCAUUGUGCACUCAGACUUGAAGCCUGCUAAUUUCCUUCUAGUGAAAGGCUCCCUGAAGUUGAUUGACUUUGGGAUCGCAAAGGCAAUACAAAGUGAUACAACCAAUAUCCAAAGAGAUUUGCAGGUGGGCACACUGAAUUACAUGUCACCUGAAGCUUUCAUGUGCAAUGACCAAGACUCAGAGGGAAACACUAUCAAAUGCGGUCGACCAUCAGAUAUUUGGUCACUUGGAUGUAUUCUCUAUCAGAUGGUUUAUGGAAGGACACCCUUUGCUGAACAGAAGACAUUGUGGGCCAAGUACAAAGUAAUCACGGACAAAAAUCAUAAGAUCACUUAUGGUCCAGUAUCAAACCCAUGGUUGGUUGAUCUCAUGAAGAAAUGUCUUGCAUGGGACCGGAAUGAACGGUGGCGGAUACCUCAGCUACUGAACCACCCUUUUCUUGCACCUCCAGUACCUUCCUAUUUACCAUCUUCCUUGGAUCAGCAAUGUGGGCUUCUUAUGCAGAUUUCUGAGGAAUAUAGUGUUGUCCCAGAAGUUUCUGUACUCUGUAGCCAAUUAAAGCAGCUGAUUGUUGGUUUCAGCAGAGACACGCAAGGCUCUCUGUAAUAGAGUGAUAAAAGGAGCAGCCGGUGUACUUGUUCUUGUGAAAAUUUGAUAUGUAUUCUUCC